AUGAGCGCCUGGCCACGGAAGCUCAAGAGCGCCGCUGAGCUUCGCGCGCUGCGCUUGGCAGGCGAGCCGGGGAACGAAGAGACCAGAGGCGAUGCGCCGUCGGGCGAGGUGCAGCUGCCGACCGCUGCGCAGCUGCUGAGUGUGCACCACACGAACGGACGCAACCUCGAUGGCUGGACAAGAGACGACGGGACGAUCCCUGAGCCUCGGCUGCGAGAUCUCGACUUGUUCACCUCCUCCCGGUGCGCAGAAAACACGCAUGUCGUGCCUCGGGACGAGGAGACCGCCAUGCAACUGUGCAUGUACUUGCGUGCCGUCGGAGAGCUUCCCGGCAUCGACACGGUCAAAGAGGCAAACAAGACCGUCUCGCUUGACAACAUGGUCGUGACUUCGUGCAAGUGGAUCGUAUACAUGCACACGGUCCAAAAUCUGUUCUUCGUGCCGCUAGACAUGCCCGUCUACGUCGAGACACUCGAGGAGAGUCUCACAGCCAUCCAUGCAGAAGCGUGUGACGAAGAACCCUCUUCUUGGCACUGGUCCGCGCGCCAAGCGAUGGCUCUCAACGAUGCCUCAGACGAGCCGACAUUGAGAUUCUACCGCUACCGCAUCGUAGUCCUGCCUCGAACGAAGAGGGCCGGAGAGGACGUCGACCGCGGCUUCUACGACUCGUUCGCAAGGAUGCGCACCAACGUGACGGAUCAGAUCGAUGGCCGCUCGAGUACGAUCCGCCGCUUCCAAUCGUGCAGGUGA
This is a messenger RNA of Tilletiopsis washingtonensis, 750 nucleotides long. RefSeq lists its product as hypothetical. Bases 1 to 750 code for a protein of 249 amino acids. The record is from RefSeq and is a predicted model, not a curated record. Lineage: Eukaryota; Fungi; Basidiomycota; Exobasidiomycetes; Entylomatales. The transcript is spliced from 3 exons.